Olea europaea var. sylvestris is the source of this 753-nucleotide messenger RNA. RefSeq names its product protein NDR1-like. The record is from RefSeq and is a predicted model, not a curated record. The transcript has a single exon. Bases 1 to 639 code for a protein of 212 amino acids. Lineage: Eukaryota; Viridiplantae; Streptophyta; Magnoliopsida; Lamiales; Oleaceae. Gene Ontology annotation, biological process: defense response to other organism.
AUGGUGAAAUCUAAAAUAAUGUGGUGCAUGAAAUUUAAACUGAUAGUCGUCUUCAUUAUUACCCUUUUGAUCAUUUUGAUCGUAGUAAACACCAAUACAGUGAGGCCCAGUUGCUCAAUAAAGAACUUUUAUGUUCCUGCUCUCAACAGAUUGGAUAAUUCCAAUGCCAGUACCAUCAACAACUUUAUCUUCUUCGACCUCGAACUCAAAAAUCGUUUGGAUCAAAUUAGUGUCCGCUAUGACACUAUAAAUCUCACAUUCUUUUAUGGUCCAAAGCCAAGCCUUCCAAUAGGCUACUAUACAGUUCGAGGGUUUUAUCAGGGUAAAAAAAAAGGUGCUCAGCGGAGAGAUGUGGUCGAGACUCACGGUGUUCCUUGGUUUGACGCAGUGAACGCGGUUUCUAAUGGAUCCACAGUAGUUUUCAGGUUGGAGUUGGCUACAAAGGUUAAGUUUAAAGAGUGGUUUUUCAUGUCCAAGAAGAGAAAUCUGGCAGUCUCGGCUACUGUGGAAAUCAACAACUCUGGUAAAAAGGUCCAAAAGAAGGCUAUUAAACUCACCUCAGGCAUUCAGGCUCCCGCUCAGACUCAGGCUCAGGCUCAGGCUCAGGCUCAGGCUCAUCCAGGAAAAGCGGCUAUUUAAACACGAUGAGGCUUUCGAUGUUUCUUCAAUCUCUUUCUCACUUGUUUGUUGUUAAAGCAAUGCUUCUGAUCCUCUAUAUUUAGUGAUAAUAAAACUUAGUUUGUUCUUCUGGUA